This is a messenger RNA of Labrus mixtus (cuckoo wrasse), 2773 nucleotides long. Its product is annotated as F-box only protein 6-like. The coding region runs from base 401 to 1249 and encodes 282 amino acids. The transcript is spliced from 6 exons. The record is from RefSeq and is a predicted model, not a curated record. NCBI's taxonomy places the organism in Eukaryota, Metazoa, Chordata, Actinopteri, Labriformes, Labridae. Gene Ontology annotation, biological process: glycoprotein catabolic process; SCF-dependent proteasomal ubiquitin-dependent protein catabolic process. Gene Ontology annotation, molecular function: protein binding; ubiquitin protein ligase activity. Gene Ontology annotation, cellular component: cytoplasm; SCF ubiquitin ligase complex.
CUCUCAACUGAUCGGAAUGUCUUAGGGAAAUUAUGUGACUCACAUAGGCCGUGUUUCGAGUUGUAUUACCGAAAGUGGUUAUCACUGGAGAUUCAUCAGCGUUCAUUUGUUACACGUCUUAACGGUAACUGUCGUAUUGUGGCUGCUUUUACUUCUAUUACUUCUACGUCCUUUUCCUCGAAUUGCACUUCCGUGUUGUGUUUUCAGUUUGACACAUAAAUGGUCUUCGGCCAUUUACGUGAUAUUGCAAAUGGCUUAACCUUCACACACGUGUUCGCGAAAAGUUGUCCAGAAGAGAGUGUAGAUACUGAAAACAUUUUUUUUGCUGUCUUGCUGUGAGAAAUAAUUAAAAAAAAAAAAAAAAAAAAAAAGAAGCUUCUAUCGUGGGUGUAUCCCAGGCAUGAGGAGAAAAGCUAAAGCUAUGGGUGCAGCUCAAAGCGAUGAUUCAAUCAAAAGGCGAAGUGGAACUACAGGAUCUUCAACAUCGCUCUCACAGGUCGAUAUGUUCCCCGUUUUCCCCCUGGAUAUCCUGGAGGAGAUCUUCCUGAAUCUCCCUCUACAUCAGGUGGUUUGCAUAUGUCGGUUGGUGUGCCAUCAAUGGAAAGAAGUGGCCGACAGUGAGUCGUUGUGGAGAGAGCGAUGUAGAAGAGAAGGAUACCACCUCAAAGAUGCUUCCAAAGUACCCAAAGACUGGAGGUUGUUUUACUACUUGUGCAAGCAGAGAAGAAAUCUUCUGAAGAAUCCAAAAGGAGAGGAGAAAUUGAAGAAGUGGGAGAUAACUGACAAUGGUGGCGAUAAAUGGAAAGUGGGGAAACUUAUGGUGCCACAUCCAAAUGAGGCCAUCCAGAUCAACUUUAUUACCUCUUACGGAUUAUGCAGGAAGAUGCAGCUGAUUGAUUUGAGUUUGGAGGGUUACAACCCGGCAUUUAUGGAUCACUUUCAGCCAGACAUCAAAAUAUCCGAUUGGUACGCACCUCGAUGGGAUUGUGGAAGCGAGUACGAGAUCUGUGUCGAGUUGCUGAACCAAAGAAAGAGACCGAUCCAGACGUUUGCCCCUGAGACUAUUUACUUUGAGCAGUGGAACGAUCAGAAAUGGUGUCAGAUGACGCAUGUUUUCCGUAACUAUGGACCAGGAGUGAGAUACAUCCGUUUUGCCCACGGAGGCAAGGACACACAGUUCUGGGCGGGAUGGUAUGGGAUCCGUGUUACUGACAGCAGUGUGGAGAUUUGUCCAGCAGGGGAUGCAUAGCGCUCCUCAAAUACCAGCUUCCUGCCUUUCGCCUGAAAUGCAUAAUUGCACAAAGUGUUAUUUGCCUUACACUAUAUUCCACUGUCAUACCUUUUCUUCAGCUUAUCAGCAAUAUUAACUGUAUGUGCGUCAGUUUGCUUAUGGGAUGUGAUUUUUAAAACUGUCCCAGUGCAGCUUGAGAAGACAUCCAAGUAAUAUAAAGCAGAACGUAAUUGUUGUGGAAUUGCAAAUGUUGAAAAUAUUCACUGUUUUAAAUUACCGUGUGUGUGUGGAAGGCGGCCUCUCGCUGUAGCGGGAGUGUGUGAUGAGUUUGUGCUGUUGAUCUCUGUUAGCCGAGCGGAGUGAGGAGGACGUUGAGAACGAGCAUAAAAUGUCACUUCCUGGAGCUUUCGCGGAAAAUAUGAAAAUAAUCACUGUUAUAAAUUACCUAAAUCUUAGUUAACAUCUAUAGAAUUUAUUAUUCUUACAUAAAAUAUACUAUUGGCCUCCAAUACUGAAUAAAAUGCACCAUCUUGUGUCAGGAUUAUACCAGUUAUUGCACCAUUCUGAUAUAAUGAAUUAACCUUCCCAAAUAUCUAUUGUGUGACAAUUAACUGUAACUGUGUGUUGCUAGCACUGUGUAGUGAAAUCAAAGCAACAUAAACGUCUGCUAACAGUGUUUGGCAACAGCAUGGGGGUGGUACCAGGUAUCAGCCAAUACUAAUUAUAAUAAUGAAGCACAUUUUUAAUUGCACUUUUCAAACCCCAUGUUACCAAAUGUAAGUCUAAGAAUGGUUAUAAGGAAGAACAAUUUUAUGUGAAUGUCUCCAAUCUGGCUGCUACUUGAGUUGGGUUUAAGUAAUAAUUAUCUUUUCCAAUGGAGUCUCACACGCACGUCUUUGCAUGAAGGUUAGUUGUUUCAGUACCAAAGAGCCACCAUGGGCCCUGAAAGUACAAUGCAGUUUGACAGUUUGAAAAAAAGCCAUAUGAUAAGUUUCAAUUUUAGAUAAAAUUGUGUAUACUAACUGGUAAUUGCAAUGGUUUAGAUCAGAUGCAAUAGGGACGCAAUCAAAGCUGCUAUGCAAAAGUUAUUUUGAAUGAUCAGACAGAUGUGUGUCUACUUCAAAGUCAGUAACUGACAAGUAGAAGGGUGACUCAUGAAGUUAAAUGAAGGUAACAACAGACGUUAUGUCACUGACAACAUCCACAAUAAGGGCAAAAAAAAUGGUUUAUAAAUGCUAUAAAGCUAUGGCAGUACUGUUUGAUGAGAUUGCCUUAAUGGAUGUAUUAUUUGCACUGCUCUGUAAUGUGUCGGUUGUGAUGUUGAAAGUUUCAGUAUGAAAAGCUGUUCUUUAUCAUUGCAUUCUAUUUAACAGUUCUUCUACGUCAUCUGUGGAAAAUGUAAGCAAGUUUAUAAAUGUAAACAAAACCAUGACGUCAGACAACAGGAAGUUUUUGAUGUUAGGUUUAUUCAUAAUACUGUUUUGUUGUGAUGCAAGAUACAUUUUGAGGUCAAAUUGAAUAAAAAUCAAAAGCACUCCUUCA